AUGUUGAUUGAUAGACAGGGCAAUACAUCUGCCGCGGGUCUUUGGAUAAAGCAUGAUCCGGAGCAGGAACCCGAUGUGGUGGUCUACUACAUUCAUGAAUACUCACUCGCACCCGAGGAAACGCACCCGACUCAGGUCAACCAGGCCGUCCUUGGAUACAGGCACGUUUUGGAAGACGUCAAAGACGCAUCCAAGGUGUGCAUCGCUGGAGACUCAGCCGGCGGGACUUUGACACUCAGUCUUCUUUUAGAGCUAGGGAAGAAAACGAAUGAAUUUCAACUGAACGGCGCGACGACACUCGCUGUCCCCAAAUUGGCCGUCCUGAUCUCACCCUGGAUUACGCUCGUUUCAAACAUUCACUACCCAUCAGAGGUCGACUACCUAGAACGAGACACGUUGUGGAAGUAUGGGAAGGCGUAUAGAGGAUCAGCGGUACAUGACCCUAUAGCAUCACCCGGACUGUGUGAAGACGGAGACCUCUGGACAGCAGUUAGUCCACAGCGAGGAUACUUCAUCGUCUACGGGGAGGAAGAGACGCUUGCACCCGACGCAGAGGCAUUCGUUCGUCAUCAACGAAAAAACAAAAUCGAAGUAGACGCCAUGGAGUUCAAAGGCGGUAUUCACGCAUGGCCGGUGGCAUCACUAAUGCUGUCUGGAACAUGGGAUCGGCGGUUACAGGGACUCGAAUCUAUCGUCGGGCACGUUAGACAGAAGUUCAUGAAUGACAUUGUCACAAGAAAGAAAAAUACUAUCUCUGACAUAGAAGCAUCAGAUUAG
Molecule: messenger RNA, 777 nt
Organism: Metarhizium brunneum ARSEF 3297
Lineage: Eukaryota; Fungi; Ascomycota; Sordariomycetes; Hypocreales; Clavicipitaceae
Source: RefSeq, a predicted model, not a curated record